Chiloscyllium plagiosum (whitespotted bambooshark) is the source of this 4134-nucleotide messenger RNA. The record is from RefSeq and is a predicted model, not a curated record. NCBI's taxonomy places the organism in Eukaryota, Metazoa, Chordata, Chondrichthyes, Orectolobiformes, Hemiscylliidae.
GUCGGGCUGACACAUCAGCGACCGUUGGAGGAAGGGGCGAUGGAAGGUACGGGCUUGGCCGGCGGCAAAAACGCCAAAGCGGCCGUUCCCCACCCGCUGUCGAAGGACGUGUUGGGUUUUGAGGAAGACGAUGAUGACGAUGACUUGGAGGUGUUCAGUAAGGAUGCUAGCUUCACUGAUGCCAGUUCGUUCAGUAUCUCCAUGCAGACUUCUCCAUCUUCUAUGAUUAAUCAGCAUACUUUGGAUGAUGAACCUGACAGCAAAGAUAUUUUUGUCACGGUUGACGACCCAGCAAAUCAUGUUACAACACUUGAAACAUUUGUCACUUACAGAAUUAUUACAAAGACAACUCGAAGUGAGUUUGACUCCUGUGAGUAUGAGGUUCGUAGACGUUACCAAGAUUUCUUGUGGCUAAAGGACAAACUUGAAGAAGCUCAUGCUACUUUAAUUGUUCCUCCAUUGCCAGAGAAAUUUGUAAUGAGAGGUAUGGUGGAACGCUUCAAUGAAGAUUUCGUAGCAACGCGACAGAAGGCACUACAUAAAUUUUUAAACAGAAUUGCUGACCACCCCACUCUGUCUUUUAGUGAAAAUUUCAAAAUAUUUCUAACAGUACAGGAUUUAGCAUCUCACAAGAAACUUGGUCCAGGAUUCAUCAGUAAAAUGGGAGAAACAGUCAAGGCUGUUGCUAACACGGUCAGAACUAUUAAGAAUCGACCAGAUGAAUUCACAGCAAAGAGUGACUAUGUGGAUGUUUUCCGUCAGAAAAUGGGAACUUUGGAUAAAAUAAGCCAAAGAAUUUUAAAGGAGCUGAAAGAGCACUUGACUGAGAUGAAGGAAUACGGUCCCAUUUAUACUCUAUGGUCAGAAUCUGAACAGGAUUUGGCUGAACCUUUGAAAGGAGUAGCUAGUUCUAUUGAAAACUGCUGCAAGGCUAUUGAAGGACUUACAAUAGGCCUCUCGGAGGAUUUGCUUCCUGCUUUGCAUGAAUAUGUUCUAUGUGCAGAAACUCUGAAGUCAGUGCUGAAAAGAAGAGACUUAAUUCAGGCAAAUUAUGAAUCACAGGUCGAUGCUUUAACUAAUAAAAAAGCUGAUCGAGAAAUGCUGGAGCACUCUGACCUAAGUUUUACAUUUGGUGCAUUCUUGGGUAAAAACGCAGAGGAAAUGAAGCUGCAGAAACAGCAGAAGAUUGAUCGUGAAAUUGAGGAGUAACACUACAAGCUGAGUCAUAUAGUUUUUCCAGUGGACGACAGUGAGGAAUGCAGAUGCUGGAGAUCAAGAGUAGAGACUGUGGUCCUAGAAAAGCUCAACAGAUCAGACAGCAUCCGAGGAGCAGGAGAGUUGACGUUUCAGGCAAAAGCCCUUCAUCCAGGAAUCCAGUUUUUCCAUUGUAAAUUUCACAGCUCCAAUUUAUAAUGUUACUGUAUUGCAAAAUGUUUGAAACUGGAUUUCAUGAUUUUCUUGGUGUUUGUUGUGUGUAAUAGUUUAUUCGGUGAGGAAAAUGUAAAGAAAAAUUGGUGAUUUUUCUCAACGUCACUAGUUAUGGAGAACAAUUCAACUUUCCAAUAUUGAUGCAAGCACUGGUACUAUUUGCAUACCCUGCAAAAAAUACUAAUAUAUGAAGAAAACUUAAAUGGUUAUUACAUUGACAGUAGUCAUGACUUUGCAACAAAAGUGUGUCUGGAUACAGUUUGGAUUUUAACAAUCGGUUUUGAAUCGGCUUUUCUAUGUAUGCACAAUACCAGUUAUGAAUCCAAGUGCUGGAAAGAACCUCUAUGUAUUGCAAACAUUUCUAAUUCUUAUGGGAUCAGAACACAGUAGGAUGGUAUAAUGCUAUUGAAAUGAUAAUCCAGAGGCCUGGAUUAAUGAUCUGGAGCAUGAAUUCACAUCUGACUACAGCAAUUAAAUAAAUUCAAACAUUAAUUAAAAUUAAUAGUAUGAAGUAUAUAUUCUCCUUCAUGGUGACCCUGACUACUGGAUUGUCAUUAAAGAAAAAAUAUAUAAUUUGUUUAUGUCCUUGAGAGAAGAAAAUCUUCAGUCUUUAACUGAUUCAGCCUGUAUAUCUAGCCUCAUAGCAAUUGACUUAGUUCUGAAAUAGCCCAGAAAGCCACUCUGUUAUGUUCAAGGAAAUGGCUCACUGCCAUUUCAGCAUUUAGGGUUGGAUAAUAAAUUCUGGCUUUGCCAGCGACACCUACAUCCCAUCAAGGUAAUAAAAACAAAAUUCAAAAUUAACUUCAAGAGAAUUGUACAAUUUCACAAAAAUAAAUAAUUGGAGUAAUGACUCAAUCCACGCAAUCUUAGCCAAGAUUUGUUUUGAACAAAAAUAAAUUAAUUGUAUUGGGGGAGUGUUUCAGUAUUUCCCUGCAAUAGUGAGAUUGAUGAUACACUGUAAACCUGGCUAGCUGGCAAGCCAUUGCAUCUGUAUUUUCCAAUGUCAGUUAUUUCGGUUGGUUUGAUGACUGGUUUGUGAUACUGUGACACCAUUCAAUAAAUCCCAUACAGGAUUCAAUUCCCGAACCAGUUAAACUUACCAUAAAGAUCCCUCCCUUUCAACCUCUCCCCUCACCUGAGGUAUGGUGACCUUCGGGUUGACGUCAGUCGUCUCUCUCUUGCGCGCUCUCUGUUGUGAGAGAGCACCAUUGUGGACCUCUGGGACUGUAGGUACUUACUAUUUUUUCAGCUAACUAUAUGUCAGCGAGUAAACAGUCUUAUAGUUGUGGCCAUUGAAUGACAGCACUAUUCACAGUCAGAGAUGUUUAGAUACUUUUCUGUCAGUUUAAAUUGCAACUUCCGAGAGAGAAAAGUAGAUUGCUAUGUCUGAAAAUCUAUAUUUUAACAACAAAAUAGUGGCUAAAAUAUUUAUAAUGUGCUUGUACCAGGCAUAAUUGUAGUAAGAAAAGCUAUUUUAAUCAGGUUACAUGAUCUAAAUUUUAAUUAAAUCUGAAUGAGGUUUUCUUCCUAUAAAUGGCAUAGCCCCUUGUUACUCCAUUAUUGAGCAGAUAACCAAAUCCAACCAAAAUAGAGCGACAGACAUUGUCAGAGUGAAGGGUUUGCAAUGUCUCUUUAUGCACCAUUAUUUGCUAAUUUGGCUUCCACAGAAAUGCUAAUCUAUAUAUUUGUGUAUUUUUUAAGGGGUGGUCUUUUCAGAGGGAAAUCAUAAUUCAUUGCCAUCAGUAUUUUACUUGUAAUUAAAGUAAACAUGUUACAUAUCCCUUUCAGAGGAAAGGGUGAUGUUGGAUGUCAGAUCCUGUUCAGCUCAUCAUUGAAUCUUUUGUAAGGUAUAUGAAGUGCAAUGUUUAUUAAUAGUAUUAAGAGUGUGGUAAGGUAAACAAGUUGCAAUAAUAAAUAUUUAAUAAGAGAGCAAGAAAAUUCACGUUUUAAGUAAAGAAAUACCAAUAUAGAAACAACUGCAUAAAUGAAAAUGAAAAGUAGACAGCUUGUUUUCCAUAAACAUUUUCUCAUGGCUUUGGAUACAGAAAGAAUAGUUGGUCUAUAUUUGAAGAGCUGUGACUUUUUAAAUUUCAGAAGACAAGAGGACAUAAGGCAAUGAAAGCUUAAUGUUACCUAUUGGCCAAGCAUGCUGGUGUUUUACCAUCCUGGAUUGCUUAUUAGUACACUGUCUUCAAAGUGAUGUACCACACAUGACACCUUGGUCAACUGCUUUUGUAUGUUAGUAGUGGUUAGUAAUAACAGUGAGGCUGAUCACUAUCACUAUGGAGUAAAUUGGACAACAAACUUCCAAAACGCACCUUAUGUUAAACAUGGAAAUAUGUAAUCUAUUGUCACAGACACUCUGCUCUAACCAAUACCCUGCAACAGUCCUUGCCAAUGGACUCAGAACUGAAGUGCAUUAAAUUACAGUAUUACCCACUCAUCCUCACUUAAGACAACAGAAAACAUUGUGGCAAUUCAGGGGUAACUCACUUUUUCAUAGCAUAAGUGAUGGAAUCUUUUUUACUUCAAAUUAAUUUAUAUUGGAGACUUUCUUUUCGAUUUCUGUGUUUCUCUUUCUCAACCCUGUCUUUCCCCACCUUGAAUCUUCAACAGUUGUUUUUCUUGUUUAGAUUUGACUUAUGCAAUUAAAGUUCUAAAUAUAUCUAGUUGUGUGUAUGCAUGUUGUUUUGUAGCAGUGUUGAG